CCCAUAACAGCCAGCCUGCAGCAAGGAAGAGGCAGGCUGGCAACAACCAACAAUGCCUCGUAGACUUGAUGAAUUAUAUAAGAAAGGUAAGUCCCUCUAAUAACGAUAUACUAGGCAUUCGUAAUAGUAUUCUCUCUUUACUAAGUUUUUCAACCGUUUGAACCUUUUACUGCAUCGACGACUGAGCAAUGGGGGAUUUACGACCCGAAAACUAUUGUAUCAUAUGGAUCGCACCAUUAGAAAUCGAGGCAAAAGCCGCUUUGUAUAUGCUAGAUAAUAGGCAUGUCGGCGGAUUUCCAAUGGCCCGCGGCGACGAUUACGUAUUCCAAGCCGGCGACAUGUGCGGACAUAAUGUUGUAAUUGCGACUCUUCCGCCUGGUCAGGAGUAUGGGACGGGAUCAGCCGCUGCCCUUGCCAGUCAGGCAAAGAAGUUUUUCCCCAACUUCUGGUUUGGUCUUCUAGUAGGCGUGGCUGCUGGUAUUCCUGAUCUCAAACAAGACCCUAAACGAGACAUUAGAUUAGGUGAUGUUCUUGUCAGCAUCCCAGAUAUGGACCGUCCGGGAGCUGUGGCAUACGACUUGGGUAGAGAUAAGGGGGGCGAUACGCCUCAGCUUCUACGGAAUGGUCAUAUUCUUGCUCAGACCGAGUCAGUUGUAAGGUCCGCUAUUGGCAGUAUCAAACUUAAUUCACCGGAUGAGGCCAGACUGUUUCUUCCAUUUUACGAAAAUAUGAAGGACAAGAGGCAUGCGAACGGGAACUUUAUUGAUCCUGGGCAAGAUCGCGACAAUUUCUAUCAAGUAGGAGACAACGGUAUCGAGCAUAUAGUAGAAAGACCAAAGCGGCCUGCUUCAGAACGCACCAGAGUGUGGUAUGGUCCAAUAGGGUCAGGAGAGAAACUCAUGAGGAGUGCUUCGAAGCGAGAUAUGUUGAGAGAUAAGUAUGGCAUUAUUGGCCUAGAGAUGGAAGCAGCAGGCGUUAUGAAUCGACUUAAUGUCGGCGUCAUCAGGGGCACAUGCGACUACGCAGAUGAACACAAGAACAAGGACUGGCAACCAUAUGCCGCGGCCAUUGCGGCGGCAUAUGCCAAAGCACUCUUGUUUCAAAUUCCACCAAGCCAGGCGCCGAAUCGUCCGGUGCCACCAGGACGUGACCAACAUGGUGCCCCUGCGAAUAAUGGGCGAGGUCAUGAUGUAGCCGAAGAUGUAUCUGAGAGGGAAGUAAUUAUCUUCAGGGGUCGGGGCAACCAGAAUAUAGGCUCUGGAAGCAUUUCAAUUGGUGGAGGGCAGCACAUUUCUUGAUUUUUGAGAUAGGGGAAUUGUAUUUUCCCUGGCCUGGGGCUGAAGAUGUUUCCUUAAUCUUUUCCUUAACUGUAUGAGAGUAAGGGCUUGGAGGAUAAUCAACAAGAACGAUACGGUGACGCCUAUCUCUCGAUAGUGAGUGUGUUAUUCAUAGCUUUUCCCUAGGCUACUAUACAUACAUAAUAGACAAGCUGCUGCUUCUAGACCUUCAUAGAAUAUUAGUGGGAGUAGUAGUAGCUAAGGCUUCGGACUCCCGAGCUAGGUAAAACACGGCGCAAUUUAGAG
Molecule: messenger RNA, 1583 nt
Organism: Daldinia loculata
Lineage: Eukaryota; Fungi; Ascomycota; Sordariomycetes; Xylariales; Hypoxylaceae
Product: purine and uridine phosphorylase
Exons: 3
Coding region: 189-1298 (369 amino acids)
Biological process (GO): nucleoside metabolic process
Molecular function (GO): catalytic activity
Source: RefSeq, a predicted model, not a curated record